AUGGUUGCUGAUGGAGUGGCUCCAUAUCUGCUAUUCCCAAUGAUCGGUGGCGUGCCAUAUGGAUGGAUUUCAUAUCUCGGUGUGCCAACGUCGAUUCUAACUUUCAUCACGAUUGCGAUCAUCGUAACACUUCUUACCGCCUUUUCUUCAUGUUACGAUAGUACAUGUACUCAUGUUACGAUAGUACAUGUACUCAUGUUACGAUGGUACAUGUAUUCAUGCUUUGAUAGUACAUGUACUCAGGUCUCAAUUCCAAUGUUCACAAUCGUCAUCCCGUUCAACAUUGGAGCCAUUGUCUAUUUUCUUGACGAUGUUCAGUUAACGAGUGAGAUCACAGUG
Messenger RNA from Mesorhabditis belari, 339 nucleotides. NCBI's taxonomy places the organism in Eukaryota, Metazoa, Nematoda, Chromadorea, Rhabditida, Rhabditidae. The record is from the annotation of a GenBank genome assembly.